Molecule: messenger RNA, 1210 nt
Organism: Eufriesea mexicana
Lineage: Eukaryota; Metazoa; Arthropoda; Insecta; Hymenoptera; Apidae
Product: tRNA pseudouridine synthase A, mitochondrial
Exons: 5
Coding region: 16-1203 (395 amino acids)
Biological process (GO): tRNA pseudouridine synthesis; mRNA pseudouridine synthesis
Cellular component (GO): nucleus
Molecular function (GO): RNA binding; pseudouridine synthase activity
Source: RefSeq, a predicted model, not a curated record
AUCUUAUGUAGGAACAUGGCUCAGAAGAUUAUUACCAGCAGUCAAGAUAAAUACAUUAAUGAACAAUCUAAUAAAAGACAAUGUAUUGAUACAGAUUAUGAAAUUAUAGCAAAAGCUCCAAAGGUAGAAGCAAUUGAAGCUGUAGUACAAAAAGAAAGCAAUGUUAAGCGAAAAAACUUUGUAAUAAUGUUAGGUUAUCUUGGUAGAAAUUACUUUGGUAUGCAAAUUAAUCGUGGUACAAAAACUAUCGAAGAAAGUUUAUUAACUGCUUUAUUAAAAGCAAAUUUUAUUACAAAUUCCCAAUUUGAAGAUGUGAGAGAAAUUAGAUUUCAAAGAGCUGCUCGUACGGAUAAAGGUGUAUCAGCAGUUAGGCAAAUUGUAUCCCUAUUAUUGCCUAUUAAUGUGAAUAAGGAAGAUGUAAAUGAACACCUACCACAGGACAUCAGAGUAUUUGACAUAAAGCGGGUAACAAAAUCUUUUAAUAGUAAAACUAAAUGUGAUGCUAGAACAUAUAGGUAUGUCCUUCCUACAUUUACUUUGGCUCCAGAGGAUUUAGCUUUUCUUCAAGUUGAUGAAGAUGAAGAAAUAGAUGAAGAAAAACGACUUGAACAACUUUCUAUGAUAGCUGGAAAGCCAUAUAAUGAAUUUCGAUUGUCUCCAGAAAUGCUUAAUAAAUUACAUGAAAUUUUAAAGUUAUUUGAGGGCACACAUAAUUUUCAUAAUUUUACAUCAAAAGUAAAGCCAUUGGAUCCAAGAGCCAAGCGUUACAUAAUAUAUUUCCGUUGUAUUGAAACAUUUAUUGCAAAUAAUAUGGAAUUUGCUGUAUUGGAAGUAAAAGGUCAAAGUUUUAUGUUGCAUCAAAUUAGAAAAAUGGUAUCUUUAGUUAUAGGGAUUUGUAGAAAUAUUGUAACAAGUGACAUCAUCAAAGAUGCAUUUUCAUUGGAAAAAAUUGAUAUUCCUCUUUCACCCGGUCUUGGACUCAGUUUACAUUUUGUACAUUAUGAAUACUAUAAUAAAAGAUUUGGAGAAGAUGGGUUUCACAAAACAUUAGACUGGAAAGAAUGUAAUGAUGAAGUUGAAAAAUUUUAUAAAGACCAUAUUCUACAGGAAAUAAUAGAUACUGAAAUAUCAAAUAAAGUAAUGCUACAUUGGUUGGCAUCUUUUCUGACAUCAAAGAGAUUUGCAUUUAGACAUGUAGUCUAAUAUAAAU